Messenger RNA from Scleropages formosus (Asian bonytongue), 1815 nucleotides. Its product is annotated as cationic amino acid transporter 2. Lineage: Eukaryota; Metazoa; Chordata; Actinopteri; Osteoglossiformes; Osteoglossidae. Gene Ontology annotation, molecular function: L-arginine transmembrane transporter activity; L-ornithine transmembrane transporter activity; L-lysine transmembrane transporter activity. The record is from RefSeq and is a predicted model, not a curated record. The transcript has 11 exons. The coding region runs from base 1 to 1815 and encodes 604 amino acids. Gene Ontology annotation, biological process: L-arginine import across plasma membrane; L-ornithine transmembrane transport. Gene Ontology annotation, cellular component: plasma membrane.
AUGGCCAGUUCCAAGGUGCUGUCUUUCUUCGGAGGUCUCACGCGUCGGAAGCCAUUGGAGCCAGAGGGAGAGCAGUCCAGCUUCCUCCGCUGCCUCACAACACUGGACCUUGUGGCCCUGGGGGUGGGCAGCACGCUGGGCGCUGGGGUCUAUGUGCUGUCUGGGGAAGUGGCCCGGGGUGUGGCAGGUCCCAGCAUCAUCAUCUCCUUUUUCAUUGCUGCACUUGCGUCCGUCUUUGCUGGAUUGUGCUAUGCCGAAUUCGGCUCUCGUGUGCCCAAGACUGGUUCUGCCUACCUCUACAGUUAUGUCACAGUGGGGGAGAUUUGGGCUUUCAUCACAGGAUGGAAUUUGCUUCUCUCCUACAUAAUAGGUACUUCCAGUGUUGCCAGAGCUUGGAGUGGAACCUUUGAUGACCUUCUUGGAAAUGUCAUUGCCAAUACUUUGAGAAAUCAUACAGCUAUGGAUUUGCCAGGGCUGGCACCCUAUCCAGACUUCUUUGCAGCUGGUCUCAUCGUAUUACUUGCCGGUCUACUAGCUUUUGGCGUCAAGGAAUCCACAACAGUUAACAAGAUUUUCACAGCUGUUAACAUAAUAGUGCUGCUGUUUGUUAUAAUCUCUGGCUUUAUCAAAGGCAACCUUGACAACUGGAGAAUCAGCAAGGAAACUGUCCUGAAUGCUACUGUAGAGGAUAAAAAUCUGGUUUCUGCAGAAAAUGUGACAAGUAAAUUUGGAGUUGGUGGAUUCUUCCCUUAUGGUUUUGAGGGAACACUGGCAGGUGCAGCCACAUGUUUCUAUGCUUUUGUUGGGUUUGACUGCAUAGCUACCACAGGUGAGGAAGUGAAGAACCCACAGAAGUCCAUUCCCGUGGGCAUUGUCUCCUCUCUAGUCAUUUGCUUUCUGGCUUACUUUGGAGUGUCAGCCUCACUGACUCUGAUGAUGCCUUACUACAUGCUCAGCAUCCACAGUCCUCUGCCUGUGGCCUUCUCCUAUAUUGGCUGGGAACCUGCCAAGUACGUGGUAGCUGUUGGAUCACUCUGUGCACUGUCCACCAGCCUCCUGGGGUCAAUGUUUCCAAUGCCUCGGGUCCUGUUUGCCAUGGCACGAGAUGGGCUUCUCUUCAAAUCACUCAGCAAAGUGAGCUCUCGCCAAAGUCCUGUCAUGGCUACACUCUCAUCAGGUUUUGUGGCAGCAAUCAUGGCCUUAUUGUUUGACUUGAAGGCUCUGGUUGACAUGAUGUCAAUUGGAACUCUGUUUGCAUACACACUUGUGGCAGUUUGUAUUCUUAUACUUAGGUACCAACCUGAUAUUUCUGAGGACUCUAAAAGUGUUCAAAAAGCACAAGUGAGCUCCAGGUUAAAAGUUUUAAACCCUCCUCCAUACCCAACAUCACAAACCUCCAUAACAGUAUCCAGCUGUAUGGUAUUAAUCAUUGUUCUGGUCAUCACUCUCAGCAUUAUUGUAACUAAAGCUAUUAACUGCUUGUUAAACAAAGAGGUGUGGAGUUUAGUCGUUGUGUCCCUGACUGCGCUGAUCCUUCUGCUUGCAAUUGCUCUUAUCUGGAGACAGCCUCAAAGUCCAACAAAGGCCACUUUCAUGGUCCCUUUUCUGCCAGUGCUUCCUGUGUUGAGCGUUGUUGUUAACAUUUAUCUGAUGAUCCAACUCGGUUCUGACACCUGGAUCCGCUAUGCAAUCUGGAUGGCAGUGGGACUUCUCAUCUACUUUAGUUAUGGGGUGCGCCACAGUGUACAAAAACGACGGAUGCAAAGUUCACAGAAAGAAAUCAAGAGUCAAGUCAAAGCUCAGACUAAACUAUAG